UGGUAUGUUAUGGGGGGCUCCUUUUCAGGUCUCGGUUUCAACUAUUCAACGAAGUAACACCCCCCGUCGAGUACAUGGCCGCGGAAGAAAUUCAUCAUCAAAACAGCUUAAAAUCAAUGACAACGCUUUAAUUAAAAUUCGCAACAACGACAACUAUUGUUUAUUCUACUCUCUUGUUGCCACCUUUAUUUAUGCAACGUGCUCAUGGCCUAGAUGGAAAUUCUACGACUACAUGCAUAGCAGAUUGGGAAUGGCUAAUAUUUUCAAGAAAGACACAAUGGAUCUUAUGGAAAGUGUUGGUGCACCCUUUGACCAGGACAUCUACGAUGCGGAAGAAUGGAUUCCCUCUGUGGUUGAAUAUUGGAAUUUACUGAAUAAAGGAUGGUUUAAAGUUUAUAUAUUCGGGGAUUUGGGGGAAAAACCUAUUUAUAUGUAUGGUCCCGAUAAUUUUGAUACACCCAUAAUUUUGUUUUAUAAUAAAGAGCACUUUGACGGGGUUCGUAGGGCUAGUAACCUUUUUGGCCAACCUUAUUGCCUAUCUUGUGAAAGCAUGUUCUAA
Meloidogyne enterolobii is the source of this 559-nucleotide messenger RNA. The record is from the annotation of a GenBank genome assembly. Lineage: Eukaryota; Metazoa; Nematoda; Chromadorea; Rhabditida; Meloidogynidae.